This is a messenger RNA of Helobdella robusta, 468 nucleotides long. RefSeq lists its product as hypothetical. The transcript has 4 exons. Gene Ontology annotation, molecular function: copper ion transmembrane transporter activity. Bases 1 to 468 code for a protein of 155 amino acids. Gene Ontology annotation, biological process: intracellular copper ion homeostasis; copper ion transmembrane transport. Gene Ontology annotation, cellular component: plasma membrane. Lineage: Eukaryota; Metazoa; Annelida; Clitellata; Rhynchobdellida; Glossiphoniidae. The record is from RefSeq and is a predicted model, not a curated record.
AUGGAGCUUUAUGGUGAGGUGAACUACGACGAAAUGUUAAAUUACUUCCAUACUCGACUGCGUAACGUCAUUUUGUUUCAGGGUUGGGAGACUUACAACGCUCCAGAUGUGGUGCUUGCUUGUGUGUUUGCCUUUGUUGUAGCUAUAAUAUUUGAAGUUGUACAGAGCGUGAAGGAAUGUUAUGCCAAGAAGUGCUACAAGUGGAAGCUUAUUGAACGAACAGAGCGUUUUAAAGAUGAAUCGAACGAUUAUGGAGGAGUAGACAGAGCACAAACUGAAAGUACAAAAGCAUGUUCGAGUCCAUUCACGAGGUCUAACCUGAUUAAAACAAUCCUCUACACGAUCCACAGCAGUCUGGGCAUUCUCAUUAUGUUAAUUUACAUGACUUUCAAUACCUACUUGUGCCUGGCAAUCAUCUUGGGGAAGGCUGUGGGAUUUUUUUUUCUAAACGACACUGAUUUCUACUAA